CGGGAAACAAAAAAAAAAGCGAAAAGUUUAUUCAAAAUUUCUUUAAAUAUUAAAUAUAUAUAUUCUUUGACUAUUUGUUUGGACGAUCUGAGCCGUAGCAAAUAAUGCUUCGGCUUAGAUCGGGAUUGCGCUUGCUGGAGGCAUCGGUGCGUAAUCAUAUAACCAGGACAUAUGGGCUUGCAUCGGCGAUGCCCAUCGUUGAGGCGGUAAAUGAUGAUGUGGAUGUGGUUUACUGCAAGGACGAGGAUGCACGGAGGGACAAGCCGGUGAAGCCCGCGAAAGCUGCGAAGGCUGCGUCGAAUGGCGACAAACAGGGCGGUAAGCCACCUGCCAAGCAGCCCAACAAACCGAAUGGUGGCAAGGAGGUGGCCGCCAAAAAGGGCGCAGCGGAAAAGGCAAAGCCGAAGCCCAAGCCGAAGGAGGAACGCAUGAAAACCUUUGAAAUAUAUCGCUGGAAGCCCGGCGAUGAGCCCAAAAUGCAGAAAUACAAGCUGGACUUGAACAAGUGCGGCGCCAUGGUACUGGAUGCCCUGAUCAAGAUCAAAAACGAAAUGGACGCAACGCUCACGUUUCGCCGUUCCUGCCGUGAGGGCAUCUGCGGCUCCUGUGCCAUGAACAUCGAUGGCAUCAACACGCUGGCCUGCAUCCAGGCCAUUGACACGAAUGUGGGCAGGCCGUGCAAGAUCUAUCCGCUGCCGCAUCUGUAUGUGAAGCGUGAUCUGGUGCCGGAUAUGUCGCAGUUUUACGAUCAGUAUCGCUCCAUCGAGCCCUGGCUGCAGCGCAAGGACUUGAACAGGGAAAUGGGCAAGGCGCAGUACCUGCAAUCGUUGGAAGAUCGCAAUCGUCUGGACGGGCUGUACGAGUGCAUAUUGUGCGCCUGCUGCCAGACCGCGUGCCCAUCGUACUGGUGGAAUAGCGAAAAGUAUUUGGGUCCGGCUGUGCUGAUGCAAGCAUAUCGCUGGGUAAUCGAUUCCCGCGACGAGGCCACCGAGCAUCGUCUGUGCCAGCUGAUGGAUCCGUGGAAGCUCUAUCGCUGUCACACCAUACUCAACUGCACCAAUACGUGCCCCAAGAACUUGAAUCCGGCCAUGGCCAUUAUGCAGUUGAAACAAUUGCUGGCUGGCAUGAAGAACAAACCAAAACCAAAGCUCCAGACCGAUCUAUUGUUCCAGAAUCAAAUGUAGUGCUUGCAAAAUUUUUAAUAUUGAUAUCCUUUUUAUUAUUUUGAUAUUCACUCUUCGAAUAUCUUUUCGCACACGCACUAACGCAAUGGGGGAUGCGUCUUUAAUUGGACAUAUAACGCCUCAGGGACUUGUUGCGACUAAUCACAUUCGUAUGCAACACACUUCAUACAAAACCCAAAUAUGACACGCCCAACUGAUCUGUAUACAAAUGAUACUCAACUCUUUAACAAUCAUAUCCUCACCAUAUAUGAAUAUGUAUAACAACAACAAAAUGUACAAUAACUAUGCAUAUUUGACAAAUAGCAAGAGCUCUUCGCAGAUCGAAAGGGUUCAUUGGCUAAACGUGAUCAAAAAGUUGUACUGUUUAAUUUCAUAAUGUACAUGAUGAUAAAACUGAAUAAUAAUAAAAGUAAU
Drosophila novamexicana is the source of this 1598-nucleotide messenger RNA. RefSeq names its product succinate dehydrogenase [ubiquinone] iron-sulfur subunit (gene SdhBL). The coding region runs from base 105 to 1184 and encodes 359 amino acids. Gene Ontology annotation, cellular component: mitochondrial membrane. Gene Ontology annotation, biological process: respiratory electron transport chain; aerobic respiration; tricarboxylic acid cycle. Gene Ontology annotation, molecular function: 2 iron, 2 sulfur cluster binding; electron transfer activity. Lineage: Eukaryota; Metazoa; Arthropoda; Insecta; Diptera; Drosophilidae. The transcript has a single exon. The record is from RefSeq and is a predicted model, not a curated record.